This is a messenger RNA of Toxorhynchites rutilus septentrionalis, 1854 nucleotides long. RefSeq names its product zinc finger protein 37-like. Gene Ontology annotation, cellular component: nucleus. Gene Ontology annotation, molecular function: DNA-binding transcription factor activity, RNA polymerase II-specific; zinc ion binding; RNA polymerase II cis-regulatory region sequence-specific DNA binding. The transcript has 4 exons. Gene Ontology annotation, biological process: regulation of transcription by RNA polymerase II. The record is from RefSeq and is a predicted model, not a curated record. The coding region runs from base 117 to 1793 and encodes 558 amino acids. Lineage: Eukaryota; Metazoa; Arthropoda; Insecta; Diptera; Culicidae.
CCAGUGACUAGUGGAUGAAGUGGUGCCCUGAGUUUAAGCACCUAUGAUUUAAAAAUAUAAUAAUUGCAAAUAUACUAAUAACAUUCAUUAAUUAUUUAUGGCAUAUUGUUCUGACCAUGGAAAAUAUGUCUGUUGUGCAGCAAAACUAUGUUCUGGAUAUGGACUUAGAAGAGAUGUGUCGUAUAUGUUUAUCUCAGACAGAUGUAAACAAACAACUGUUUAACAUCUUCUCGAGCACAAUAGUGGAUGGAUUUCUUGUGGCUGUCCCAGAUGUUAUCAUGUUUUGCGUCGAGCUACAGCUUUUUUCUAAUUCAUCGCAGAUUUUAGAGACAGAUGGCUUACCGAAUAAAAUUUGUGAGUGCUGCAGAGGUCAGUUAUUGAAGUUUUACAUUUUCAAACAAAAAUGUAAGCGAACCGAAGAAGUAUUACGCAAAGCGUUCCCGUCCGAAGGAAAAGAAAAUUCAUCUGUCCUGAGUAAGCAUAUUGGCGGUUCAUCGGAGGAAAUAGUGGAAAUGUUGGAUUCCGAACAACAGGAUGAGGAUGCUUCUGUUGAUGAAUGUGAUAUGCUACCCUUUGUUGAUAAGUACCAAUGUGAAUUAUGUGAUGAUGUGUAUAGCAGUGAGGAACGACUAAGGGAUCACUCAAAAAAACAUCUUGAUUUAAUUGAGGAAAAUGCCGAAUCUCCUGAAGAUAUCACAGAAUUUGUAAACCACGAAAAUGAUAAAGAUGCGAUCUCAGAUUUGAACAAUUUUACAUUGUCAGAAGAAAAAAACAACGUACAGGAUAACAACAUAAUAGAAGAUUUGAACUCAAAUGUUUGUGAUGAUCCAAUUGUGGUAGGAGCACCGAAUUUGACGGAAGAUGGACCCGUUGAACACGAGUCUAACACUUUGUCAAAUGAUUUGAUGUGUAAAAUCUGCAAAAAGACAUUCAAAAAACGUUCACUUCAUCUGAAACAUAUGAAAUCGCAUGAAUCUGGCUCGAAUUUAAUAGAAUUUUUCACGUAUCAUACGUGUGAAUUUUGUAGAAAGGUGUUUUUGAGCGAAAAAGAACUAUUGGAUCGUUGUAAAGCGAAUGGCCACAUAAAUGGUGUUGCUGUUGCAGAUCAACAUACGCCAUACAGCUGCGGCAAUUGUUCAUCUGAAUAUGAGGGAUUCGAUCACAUUCGGCAACAUUUACUCUCACAUAUGAGUGCAUUUCCAUGUCCUUUUGAUGGGUGUGGGAGCGAAUAUACAUCUUCAACAAGGCUCGAAACGCAUAUAUGUAACAAACAUAUAGAAUAUGAAUCUCACAAAUGUACAUACUGCGGAGUUGAUUCGCUUGGAUCAAUGAUUGAGCUGCAACAACAUCUUAGAGUGAAUUGUCCCGCCAAAAAAUUCCACUGCAAUCAUUGUGACAAAAAAUUUCUCACUUCAAGAUCAUUGGCACAGCAUCUUAGGUGUUUGGAGAAGAAGCAUAGUUGCGAAGAGUGCGGUAAGACGUUUGCUCAACAAGGCGAACUCAAGCUGCAUCUUCGAAUGCACAAUGGCGAACGGCCGUUCCAGUGUACAAUUUGUGGUAAGCGUUACAAAACGGCUUCACUCAGAACAGCUCAUAUGGAUUCUCAUAUUAACGGUAAGACGUUUCAGUGUCAAAUAUGUGGAAAAAAGUUGCAGUCCCGAACCUGUUAUCGAAACCACAUAAGACGACAUUCAGAAGAGAAACAGCAUGGAUGUGAUAUAUGCAAUAAGAAGUUUUAUACCAAAUAUAAUGUAAAAAUACACAAAGAGAAAGUACACAAAAUCAACCAAUAACGAUCGUAUUGUGUUCCGAAUAUAACAAUGUUUUACUAUUACAUCGAAGAUGUGACAGAAA